Molecule: messenger RNA, 2724 nt
Organism: Abrus precatorius (Indian licorice)
Lineage: Eukaryota; Viridiplantae; Streptophyta; Magnoliopsida; Fabales; Fabaceae
Product: DNA replication licensing factor MCM4
Exons: 18
Coding region: 63-2579 (838 amino acids)
Biological process (GO): double-strand break repair via break-induced replication; mitotic DNA replication initiation; DNA replication
Cellular component (GO): MCM complex; nucleus
Molecular function (GO): single-stranded DNA helicase activity; single-stranded DNA binding; ATP binding
Source: RefSeq, a predicted model, not a curated record
GAUCUACUUCCUCACACUCUUCUUUUACCUCUUUCUGAUUUUUCUUUCAGCGCACAGAAACGAUGGCUUCCGAUUCUUCUCCUAUGAAUUUCAACAACGGUCCUUCAUCCCCGGACGAUUCCCUCUCUAGUCCUGUCGGCAACACGUUCUCUUCGCCGGCUCAGAGACGCCGCCGUCGCUCUUCCACUCCCUCCGCAUUUGCAACUCCACCGCACCGGUCCCGUUUCGCCUCCUCUGAUGCAACCCCAACUCCCUCACGCUCCCGGCAAAGAGGCAGCGGCAUCAGUGGUGGCGCGCGCAUUCCCGCCACGCCCACCUCCACUACCGACGACGUGCCGGUCUCGUCGGACGGGGGCGACGGUUAUGACAUGGACGACGUCAGGCCCACCUUCGUGUGGGGUACGAAUAUAAGUGUGGAAGACGUGAACGAUGCGAUUCAGAGGUUUUUGAGGGACUUCAGAGAAGCAUCUUCGUCGCAGGGUGAUGACGAUGGGUUACAUUUGCAUACGGAAGGGAAGUAUGAGAAGUUGAUCAAACAGGUUAUAGAAAUUGAAGGGGAUUCUCUGUAUGUUAAUGCGUGUGACGUGUUUGAUCAUGACCCUGAUUUGUACACCAAGAUGGUUAGGUACCCCCUCGAGGUGCUUGCAAUAUUUGACUUGGUUUUGAUGAAUAUGGUCAGCCGAAUCAAACCCAUGUUCGAGAAGCACAUUCAAACUCGGAUUUUCAAUCUCAAAACUUCAAUCUCAAUGAGGAAUUUGAACCCAUCAGAUAUUGAGAGGAUGGUGUCGUUGAAGGGAAUGAUCAUAAGAUGUAGCUCAAUCAUACCGGAAAUUAGGGAAGCUAUAUUUAGGUGUCUUGUUUGUGGAUUCUGCUCUGACCCAGUUGCUGUGGAGAGAGGACGAAUAACUGAACCCACUGUAUGCUUGAGGGAAGAGUGUCAAUCUAGGAACUCCAUGACACUGGUUCACAACCGAUGCAGGUUCACUGACAAGCAGAUUGUGAGGCUCCAGGAAACACCUGAUGAGAUACCAGAAGGAGGUACACCUCACACAGUCAGCUUGCUGAUGCAUGACAAGCUUGUGGAUGCUGGAAAGCCAGGUGACAGAGUUGAGGUGACUGGUAUUUAUAGGGCUAUGAGUGUGAGGGUUGGACCAACUCAGAGAACUGUCAAGUCAUUGUUCAAGACAUAUAUUGAUUGUCUUCACAUAAAGAAGACUGAUAAGUCCAGGAUGCUGGUAGAUGAUGCAAUGGAUGUUGAAAACGGCGCAGGCAGAAACGCAGAAGAAGUUCUCUUUGACGAAGAAAAAGUGGCUCAACUGAAGGAGCUCUCAAAACAGCCAGAUAUAUACGAAAGACUGACAAAAUCAUUGGCACCAAACAUCUGGGAGCUCGAUGAUGUGAAGAAAGGUCUUCUUUGUCAGCUUUUUGGUGGCCAUGCUUUGAAAUUGGCUUCUGGUGCUAGCUUCCGUGGUGAUAUAAAUAUUCUUCUUGUUGGUGAUCCAGGGACAAGCAAAUCCCAGCUACUUCAAUAUAUACACAAACUCUCUCCACGUGGCAUUUACACCAGUGGAAGAGGAAGCUCAGCUGUUGGAUUGACUGCUUAUGUAACCAAGGACCCUGAAACAGGCGAAACUGUUCUAGAGAGUGGUGCCCUAGUUUUGAGUGACCGAGGAAUCUGCUGUAUAGAUGAGUUUGACAAAAUGUCUGACAAUGCAAGGAGCAUGUUACAUGAGGUAAUGGAACAACAAACCGUUUCAAUAGCAAAGGCAGGUAUUAUUGCUUCCCUCAAUGCUAGGACUUCAGUGUUGGCUUGCGCAAAUCCUAGUGGAUCAAGAUAUAAUCCUCGUCUGUCCGUUAUUGACAACAUACACCUUCCUCCCACACUUCUGUCCAGGUUUGAUUUAAUUUACUUGAUUCUUGACAAGGCUGAUGAACAGACUGACAGACGACUUGCCAAACAUAUUGUUUCCCUACACUUUGAGAAUCCCGAGAACAUGGAGCAGGAUGUAUUGGACCUUUUUACGCUAACUGAUUAUGUUAGCUAUGCCCGAAAGCACAUACACCCACAGCUGUCUGAUGAAGCUGCUGAAGAAUUGACUAGAGGUUACGUGGAAAUAAGAAGAAGAGGAAAUUUUCCUGGGAGUAGCAAAAAGGUGAUAACAGCGACACCAAGACAGAUUGAGAGUCUGAUACGCCUCAGUGAAGCAUUGGCUCGGAUUCGCUUCUCAGAAUGGGUUGAAAAGCGUGAUGUAAUGGAGGCAUUUCGGCUUCUGGAAGUUGCAAUGCAGCAGUCUGCAACGGAUCACUCUACUGGAACUAUUGACAUGGAUCUUAUUACCACUGGAGUUUCGGCAAGUGAAAGGAUGAGACGAGAAAGUCUGCAACAAGCAACUCGCCACAUAAUCAUGGACAAGAUGCAAAUUGGGGGUCCAUCUAUGAGGUUAUUGGAGUUGUUGGAAGAAUUGAAGAAACAGAAUACUGGCAUUGAAGUUCAUCUUACUGAUCUGAGGAAUGCAAUUGCUACUCUCGCUAGCGAAGGAUUUGUUACCAUGCAUGGUGACAGCUUAAAAAGGUCGUGAUUACAUGAGGCUCAUUAGUGCUCAGUGGACUUUGAUAUUUAUGGUGGCUACUGGUUUUCUGCAUUAAUUGUAACCCUUUUAGCCAACAGUUCGGUACCCGGUGCUAAAUGUUUCAUAUAUAGUUUUAUGUAUACAGUAAAUUUGU